UUCCUUAGGUCACAAACUAUCCAUGGAGCCUCUUUAUCUUACUAUCAUAGUCAUUGUUACCACCAUUGUUCUUAUCAUUCUCACUUACCCCAAAACCUCUAGCUCCAACCACACCAACCUUCCCCCGGGCAGUUUUGGAUGGCCAAUUCUCGGGGAAACACUUGAAUUCUUGUUUGGAAAGCCUGACAAAUUUGUGGAAAAAAGGAUGAAAAAGCACUCCUCUCUUGUUUUCAAGACAAGAAUUCUGGGUGAAAAUGUUGCAGUCUUCUGUGGCCCUAUUGGAAAUAAGUUCAUUUUUUCUAAUGAGCAAAAACUUGUCACUGCUUGGCGCCCACAUUCCCUCCAAAAGCUAAUGCGUUCAUACCAACAAUCAGAUCAAACCUCACCAACACCAACCCCAACUCUCAAGCCUACCCAAAACGAAACCACAGUAAUUCGAACACCGGGUUUCUUCAAGCCUGAAGCUUUGGCUAGGUUCUUGGGGGUCAUGGACAUGACCACCAAGCAACAACUCAAGACACAUUGGGAAGGAAAGAGCAAAGUACAAGUCUAUCCUUUGUCCAAAAUCUUCACCUUGGCUCUGGCUAGUAGAUUCUUUCUGGGUAUUGAGGACUAUGACUGUGUGACUAAACUAGUCCAAGAAUUUGAUGAUGUGUCUUUGGGCCUCCAUUGCAUCCCUUUGAAUUUUCCAGGAACUAUUUUCAAUAGGGCAAGUAAAGGAGCAGCUGCUAUAAGGAAGCAGAUCAUAUCCAUCAUCAAGGAGAAGAAAGCUGCUGCUUUGUUAAGUGGGAAGCCAGGGCAUGACAUACUUUCUUACAUGAUUGCAAGUACUGAUUCUUCAGGCAAGUUCAUGCCUGAAACCGAGCUUGCUGAUAAGGUCAUGGGUUUGCUCACUGCUGGUUAUAGCACAGUUGCUAGUGCUUUAACCUUUGUCAUGAAAUUUGUUGGAGAAAGACCAGAUAUCUACAACAAGAUACUUGCAGAGCAAAUGGAGAUAGCAAACUCAAAGAAACCAGAUGACACUCUAAACUGGGAUGACAUACAGAAGAUGAAAUAUUCAUGGAAUGUUGCUUGUGAAGCAAUGAGGUUCUUUCCACCUCUUCAAGGAACAUUUAGAGAGGCCAUCACUGAUAUCUCCUUUGAAGGUUAUACCAUUCCAAAGGGUUGGAAGAUAUAUUGGACGGUGAGUUCAACAAAUAAGAACCCAGAAUACUUUCCCAACCCAGAGAAGUUUGAUCCUACAAGAUAUGAGGAGGGAAGUGCACAAGUGCCGUUCACAUACGUCCCAUUUGGGGGAGGACCAAGACUGUGCCCUGGAAAAGAGUACGCCAGGCUAGCAAUACUCACUUUUCUUCACAAUGUAGUGAUGAAGUUCAAAUGGGAGAUCAUGCUUCUCAAUGAGAAGAUGAUAGGUGAUAUGAUUCCUACACCAGCUCAAGGACUUCCAGUUCUCCUCAAACCACAUUAAGAAUUGGAGUUGGUCACAUUCUCAACAGCAAAUAAAUCAAGGAGUUUCGUAAAAUGUUGAAUUUGUAUCCCAUUACUAUUAUCACAAACUGGAAAUAUAAUUAUCAAACCUUUGUCUCAUAAGGUGGUGUGAAGGCCUUUGAAUACAAAAAUAAGAGUUGGUGAUUUUCAUAUAAGAAA
This is a messenger RNA of Rosa chinensis, 1647 nucleotides long. RefSeq names its product beta-amyrin 28-monooxygenase. NCBI's taxonomy places the organism in Eukaryota, Viridiplantae, Streptophyta, Magnoliopsida, Rosales, Rosaceae. Gene Ontology annotation, biological process: sterol metabolic process. Bases 23 to 1468 code for a protein of 481 amino acids. The record is from RefSeq and is a predicted model, not a curated record. Gene Ontology annotation, molecular function: oxidoreductase activity, acting on paired donors, with incorporation or reduction of molecular oxygen; heme binding; iron ion binding. The transcript has 3 exons.